AAAGUAGAAUUGCUUGUUCUGAAUUUCUACCCUGCACUGACAGUGAUGAAUUUUAUAAUUUCUUUUUGCAGCGUAUUUGAAGAUCUGAAGACAGAAGUUUCAAAAUGAACAGGUGUAAGCGUUAUGCCGGAAACAUUGACUCUCUGCUCCUCGGAUGCUGCCGGACCUGCUGUGCUUUCCCAGUGCUGCGCUUUUUGACUCUGACAUCAAUGUCUGACAGUCACCCAAUCCAUCAGGACCGCAACAAUUUUCAACUAUGAUUCUGUGAUAAGGAAACAAGCUUUUUGGUUCUUGUUUGAGUACUUUAUCAGCAUCAGUGGGACUGGAUGAGAGACCCUACUGUUGCAGCGCACUGAGCGUGGAGCGUGUAACAGCUAUACGGCCUGAAAACAGGAAUUCACAGUGGGGAGGGGCUGUACAAGUGUUUGCGUACAGCUGAAGCUUCAGCCAUGGAGAAACCGGAGGAAUCCCGUACUGUGGAGAAACCAUGGAAGUGUGGUAACUGUGGGAAAGGCUUUCGUGCCCCGUCUGCCCCAGAGGCUUAUCAGCGCAGCCACACCGGGGAGAGGCCAUUCUCCUGCCCAGUCUAUAGGAAGGCCUUCAGCAAAUCCUCCGACCUGCUAAAGCACCACCAGAUCCACAGAGGGGAGAGGCCAUUCAGCUGCCCUGAGUACGGCAAGGCCUUCAGCAAUUCCACCACCCUGCUAACCCACAAGCGGGUCCAGGCAGGGGAGAGGCCCUUCAGCUGCUCAGAGUGUGGGAAGGCCUUCAGCAAUUCCUCCGACCUGCUGAAGCACCAGCGGGUCCACACAGGGGAGAGGCCAUUCUCUUGCCCUGACUGCGGACAGGCCUUCGGUGAUUCCUCUGCCCUGCUGACCCACCGGCGGGUCCACACAGGGGAAAGGCCCUUCAGCUGUCCCAACUGCGGGAAGGCCUUCAGCAAAUCCUCUGACCUGCUGAAGCACCAGCGGGUCCACACGGGGGAGAGGCCGUUCUCCUGCCCGGAGUGUGGGAAGGCCUUCAGCUAUUCCUCUGCCUUGCUGGCCCACCGGCGGGUCCACACCGGGGAAAGGCCCUUCAGCUGCCCCGAGUGUGGGAAGGCCUUCAGCAGUUCCUACAGGCUGAACCACCAACGGGUUCACACGGGUGAAAGGCCUUUCAGCUGCUUAGAGUGCGGGAAAGCCUUCAGCAAUUCCUCUAACCUGCUGACCCACCAGCGAGUCCACACACAGGAGAAACCCUUCAGCUGUCCCGAGUGCGGGAAGGCCUUCAACAGUUCCUCCCAACUGCUGACCCAUCAGCGGGUCCACACAGGGGAGAGGCCGUUCCCCUGCACAGUGUGUGGGAAGGCUUUUAGCAAUUCCUCCAACCUGCUGAACCACCAGCGGGUCCACACGGGCGAGAAGCCCUUCACCUGCUCUCAGUGUGGGAAGGGUUUCACCCGCUCCUUCAACCUGCGGAGCCACCAGCGAGUUCACGAGGAUUGAAGGAGCAAUGAGUUGGAGGGGUUGGUGGUGGCGGUGUUGGAUGUGGAGAGUGUGUGCGCUUUGACCGUGAGCUGUUUUUAAAAAAAAACCUACUUUUUCUAUGCCUUUUUGCUGGGGGGAAUCUGAAGCUGUAACAAAGUUGGGUCACAGUAAAGUUUACCUGAACUUAA
Molecule: messenger RNA, 1657 nt
Organism: Chiloscyllium plagiosum (whitespotted bambooshark)
Lineage: Eukaryota; Metazoa; Chordata; Chondrichthyes; Orectolobiformes; Hemiscylliidae
Source: RefSeq, a predicted model, not a curated record